This is a messenger RNA of Megalopta genalis, 7470 nucleotides long. It is a transcript of the gene smg, whose product is annotated as sterile alpha motif domain containing protein 4 smaug. The record is from RefSeq and is a predicted model, not a curated record. Gene Ontology annotation, cellular component: P-body. Gene Ontology annotation, molecular function: mRNA binding; protein binding; translation repressor activity. Lineage: Eukaryota; Metazoa; Arthropoda; Insecta; Hymenoptera; Halictidae. Gene Ontology annotation, biological process: nuclear-transcribed mRNA poly(A) tail shortening; regulation of DNA-templated transcription; negative regulation of translation.
AACCAGUGUGGUCACGUAGGCCCACCAUACCGCAUGGUGGAUAGAUGUUUCCUUUAACUCAACGUCGUAUAAAAUGCUAUAAUUGUGUAUUGUUGUUAUUUUGCAAGGAAGACAACGAUCCCGUGGAGCAGCCAUCUCCAGCCUUGCACACGAAUAUUGGCACAUGUUUGUUAUUGUCAAACCAUCGUUGGAAUACAAAUAAAUUGUAAAUCAUACAAUACGACAAAAAGUGGAGCUUUCAAUAUCCGCUCCUUGAUAUUAAAACAUUGACAAAAAUGAAGUGGUCACAUGGCCCCUUGUUCUGUGAACAAGUAGGUGAGCUCACUAGAGUUUUCUCACAAUGGAAUGAGUGCGAACAAACUGUAGUUCUUUAUGCUCUACUUCGGCGCAUUCCUGCAGUUCAAGCAAGGUUUCUUGCACAGGCAGUGCAACAUUCCUUGCACUCAGUUUCUGAGUUAGAUACGCAGGAAUUGAAUGCCAAUAAUCCAGCAUUUAUCAACUCUUUACUCUCUGAAUCGACAGAAGUUGCUAUUAAUCAACUUCUAACACAUUUGCCAUUAUUAAGGCCUGGGAAUGUAGAGUGCAAACAAUGCUACUUAGUAGCUAUUCCAGAAUUAGUGAGUCACUGUGUAACCACAGGUCAACAUACUGAACAAAUUCAACAACUUUUAAGUUAUACUUUGAUCCAUCCAGCUAUUACUAGUCAAGAUAGACGUUCUUUGACUCAAUGGCUCCGUCAUCUGGAAGAGCGCAUUAGUGGUACACCACCUAUACAUAGUCUUGAAGAAUAUACUAAUACAUCUAUUAGGUGGGAUAAUGCAUGGCAACGAAAUUCUAAACAACAGAAUGAUCAAACAAAUUUAUUUGGUACACAACCAGGUACUGCCUUUAACUUGCAAUUUCCUCCACCUGUAACUCGCCAACGCCGAUCAAAUAGUUUAACACCACCAGUUGCUCCACCUCAUCAUUUAGAGGUAGUCGAUCGCAGUAACAAUGUGAAUUGCUCGACCAGGCACAAGCCACGAAGUUUUAGCAUCUCUGGAGACCAUACUAGCAAUCUUAUCGGAUUAGGCCCAUUGAGUCCUCAGAGCUCGUGUGCAAGUAGUGGCAGUGAAGGACGUUUAGAUGAAACAUCUAAUCUCUCACUUGCUAGUGGUAUGAGAGACGUUCCAUCAUGGCUUAAAACCUUGCGCCUUCAUAAGUAUAGUUAUCUGUUUGUUACCCUGAGUUACGAAGAAAUGCUUCAAUUGACUGAAGAACAAUUAGCAGAACAGGGAGUGACAAAAGGAGCCAGGCAUAAACUAGCCCUUUCCAUUGCGAAGUUGCAGCAACGCUAUACUGCGCUUGUAAAUUUAGAAAAAGACUUAUUACAGCCAACCCGUGAUAAUAUACAGUCGACAUCGUUUUCUCAAGGACCAACGAUACUGGUCAACACCAUUGACGAGUUGAAAACAAUCUUAGCUACGCCUAUGAAACCAAGCCAAGAAAAUGAUCCUCAAGACAUACCAGCACAAUUCACCAAGGUUCUUGGUAAACUGUGUAGCAGAUUGGCAUUGGAUAGCGUGGAUGAUGGCAUUUUGUGCGCUUGUAUUAACAUAUUAGAAAAAGUAUUGCAGCAUGAUUGCUUUACACCAAACCAGAAGGAAAAGGUACAGCAAUGGCGUAGUAGACUCGGAAAUCCACGACCUACCCCAAAGUGGCAACACAAUUAUGGAUAUAAUAACAGAAGAUACUGUAAUCCACAACAGCACAACAGAAAGCCAAGUUUGAACUUAAGUCACAUUCACAAUGCGCAUCAGCAGAACAAUUCUUUCGUGGUUAGCACUCACAGGAACAGUAUAUCCACACCGUACCUACAAAAUAAUCAGAACCAAAGUGUAAAUCAGAAUACCUUACGUUCAGUUCACACGGCCGAGAAACGACCCAGUUUACAAGAAUCUAGUUUACAGCAAUUACAAAGAACGCUGCAGCGCACGUACAGCGCGCCGAGGGAUCAUUUUCUUGGUCAGACUGGGAACAACACAUCCGAAACAACGGAGCCGGAGAUUAAUUCUCGUUUGGAAUCUCUUUGUUUAAGAAUGACAGAACAAGCGAUCGGUGGCUUUGGCGAGGCCUAACGAAUUCUUCGUUUCGAUGACUGGAUCUACGCAGUAAGUCCUGUUUAAAAAGUGGAAAGGGAAUUUUUAUGAAGUGAUAUAUAGAUAUAUUUGUGUCCGAGCUCCGUUUUUUCAAAGCCGAAGGCAAGACUGAGUCCCAUAUAUCUUGCGACUAAAGAGAUCGACAGCGAUGAUAGUGCUGACAGUUGCGCGUACUUCGACGCGCACAAAUUCACACGCUUUAAUAGCCCUACCAAAUGAAAAAAAAAUGUCUAACAUUUAAAGAGACAUUACCGAGAACACUCAGCUUGCGAUGUCUAAAUGACUCGCGAGGAUUUAAACAAAAAAAAAAUAAUAUUUUUUAUUAUACCCGAUGCAAUUAUACUAUUUAAUGAAACUGACAGAAUUUGGCAAGCCAAAUGCUAUUAGGAAGAUAGAUUCUUUCCUUGACUAUUUGCUGCAUCUAUAUAAAUGUAUUAUAUAAAGAAUAUAUAUGUAUACACAUAUGAUAGAAUUUUAUGGGAAGCGGAUUAAAUCGUUUAACAUAUAUUAUGGAAAAAAAAAUGGGGGACGAAAAAGGUACACCACAUUAUUGUGCGAUGUUUGCAAUAUUAUUUUUUUUUUUUUCGUGUUAUCCAUUUCGGGAAAUGGAAUUUCGUCUGAUUUUAAGCGCCAGGGACACAUUAUACUAAUGUAAUGUAAUUCAUUUUAAUGAACUGACUGAUUUUACUUCUUUUUAUCAUUAUUAGAAUUAUCUUUCUUAAUCUGCUCUUGUCGCCACCGUCGCUAUUGCUAUUAAUGAGUUUUGUAAUUGUCGUCAAAAACAAAAAUGCUUUGCCACCAUCAUCGUCAACAUCGCCAUCGUCAUUACGGUUCACUAUAUUAUUAUUACUAGCAUUAUAGUUAAUGCCAUUAUUAUUGCUAUAUAACCCUUAUUAUCACUACUGACGCCACCAUAUCUCUCUGACAAUUAACUAACACCAAUUAUUCGUAUGCUUUUAUGCUGUUACUACUUUUAUCCUCUAUCAUUAUCGCUGCUUCUACUACUACCAUUCUAUCACUAUGCUAUCACUAUUCCUAUUACUCUACUACUAGUAGCGCCACUAUUACUAUUACAAGUACUGCUAUUACUACUAUUAUACUAUCUCCACUAUCACUGUAUUAUCACUGUAAUUUUCCCUAGAGUGGAAGCAUACUUAAAAGAAAGAAAAAAGGAAAAGUUUGACAGUUCGUUACAUGCAUUAAAAAGAAAAAGAAAAGAAAGAAAGAAAGAAAGAAAGGUGGAAAAAUUAACGUAACACGGGAACGUACACGUUUUUAAAAUUCGUCUAUGCUGCCCCAAGAAGGGAACAUGAAUAUAACGUGUAUGCUUUGUAGUUUUGCGCACAGAUCUCGGAAAUUUUUGUUACAUACACACAAUCGAAUGCGAGAGUUACCAUGUGUCUCUUCUCUUGGAAACGAGACUUAAACUGUAACGAGACGGAAAGAACGAAAAGAAAUGAGAGCAACAAAAAAAAAAAAAAGAAAAAGGCGAAGAGGUUUAUACAACAAACGGAUUUUAAAGGCCUUAAGGAUGUAUUAUGCGAACGUAAAAAAAAGGGUAUAAGACUAAAUAUUAUAUGUAGUGACGUUGAGAGAUGCGACGGAGACGCGUCGUUUAAUUGCAUCAUGUGAUUAUGUGAUGCGACAUCGAAAUCUGUGGCUUUAAAUUAUAAGCAUACAUCAUUUAAUAAUACCUACUCUAUUUACGGACUUUAGCAUUCUAACUUAAACGUCGCGAGUAAACGCGUAGCAUAAUAUUUUUUCGUGCAAGGCAAGAAAAACAGAAUUGGAUGAAACGAUGAAAGAAGUUUAAAUUUAACGAUAACGAUAAUAAUAAAAAUAAUAAUAUUAAUAAUUAUAAUAAUAAUAACGAUUAACGUAGUAUUAGCGACUAACGUACCGGCAAACGCGAAACGAGAAAAAAAAAUAUAUAUAAACGAAAGACUGAAUAAUUCACGCGCCGGGAGCCGGUUGAAUUUUGGACGAUUUGCACUCGUUUAUUCGUGUAGGAUAGCUGCACGCGCGCGUGAAUAAGAAACAAUUGGAAGACUGCGGAAGGAAAAACCUGUCAAAAUAUUAAGAAUUAGAGAACGAGGUGCGCGAGAGAGCGAGUGAGCGAGAGCGAGAGACGAAAAGCGAGUUUAAACGAGAAUAAUGUCUAGCUGUAAUUGUAGGUUAUAACGGUUAUAUUUUAACGAUUAUACUCUUACUAGGAUGAUGAAUCUACAUAAAUGGCGCGCGGUGAUUUCUCGAUUAAUUAAAAAUUUAGCCUGUUCGAGCGUGACAUAAUAGGAUCGUCGACGACAAAUCACGGAACGAUCGAAAAUAUUUUAAAAAAUUGCGAUUUCUUUUCGGCAUCGCGAGACUUGCUUUUACACGAGAAUUAAUACACUCCUACACACGAAGAAAAAGAAAAGAAAGAAAUUUGAAGACAGUAAAUUUUACACUAAUACACACACACACACGCAUGCACACACUUCGGAGGAUUCCUUUAAACAAUAUUAUAAUGUAUACAUCGACACUUGAAAACGCAUUGUCAGAUCAUGUUACACAUAUGCACAAAUCAUUAUACACGAUCAAAUCGUAAACGAUUACUGUUACACGCGUACGCGGAAAAUUUAGUUACGUUGGUCCGACUAGAAUUCCAGAGUUUCGUACACGUAUGAUUUCGAAGGAGGGGGACGGUCAAAAAAAAGAAAACUAGUCAAACGAUACAAUUCUAAUUUCUACCAGCUAACGUGUGUGUAGAUAAUUACUUGUACAAUAAUGAUUCCGCGCGGGAUUGAAUGCAACAAACGAAAAAAAAAAAAAGAAACACGAACAGAGAAAACCAUGGAAAACGCGCGCGCGCGCGAUCGGUAAGGCAGCAAAUGGGUGAAAAAAAAAAUAUAGAAAACGAGAAAAAAAAGUGCGAAAAAGAGAUGCAACACAGAAUGAAUAACGAAAGGAGAGAGAAAGAGAGAGACGAGGGAGGGGAGAUAUAUGACGACGAUUUUUACGUCAGAGCAUGCAAAAGAAAAUGUUUGAAAAAGACUGCUUCCAAACGAUUUCAGGAAACUCGUUCAACGUAGAAUUAUUAUUUCGUACUGAAACGCAGUAUCUGAAUAGGCGAUCGAUUAAAAGGAAACGAAAACGACGACAAUGAAAAAGAAAAGAAAAGAAAAGAAAAGAAAAAAAAAGAAAAGGGCAGGACCUGAACUAAGUAAUGCAAAUCGCAGAGAUUAUUAUCCGCGUCGAACGAAUGUAUGUGAUGUAAGUAAAUGAUGUAAUUGUGAGUAUCGCGCGAUUCUGCCAAAGAUCGACGACCGUUUCAAAAUCUACGAGCGGAAACAUCUCCGAGCCCCGCCCCCUCGCGACGUUCUCGUCGUUCGUCGAUUCGACUGAAGUCGUCAUCGCCGUCGUCGCAUAGUCAAGACAAGUAGAAUCGAGCGAAUAUUCCGUACUUAGUACUUACAUUGUCGUUACGUCGAGGUCCGCGGAAACAUUGGGCUUGGUUCAGGAUGAUGACGUACGAUCGAAGGGACGACCGGCGCGCGGAGGGGCGGCGGCGGGUAUCGGUGGUUUUUUCAGGCAGAAAAGAUAGCGUGUGCGAUUCGAUGGCAUCGAAUGGAUAAGAGGGCACCCCCGUAAGAACAGAUUUAAACGGCUCUAGAAGCUUGGACGCAUGCGAACAUACAGACAAUUUUAAUAAUCGGACGUGUUUGAUCGGCGCUUAUCCAUUCGUUACAUUUUGCUUUAAUUUGCUUUAGAGAAAGAGGACUCUGUACCACGAUGAACGGUGUAAUUGUUAAAACACUACUAGCACAGGAUAUUCUCUUUGGCCGGAUGCUUGCGUUUCAGGUGAUCGAUUUCGGUAAAAGACGUGUGUGUACGCGUGCACUAUGUGUAUGCGUUUAUGUAUACGGAACAAGCGACCGAAGACUGGAAUCCAAAUGAAUCAGCUUCGUUUUUAAUUUCUAAGAUACUGAUAGUUUAAAAGAACGUAUUGCGAAAACGAAAUUUUUAAUUAUUUCAUAUGCUAGUUAACGUAGCUUAUCGUUCACUAUAAAAGGGAAGAGAGCUAUCGACGAUCAAAGGUAUCGAUCGAUCUGUAUUUAUGCUAAAGCACCUUCUUUCGAACGUAACUUUCAUAAAACAGACUUUGUGCUAGCAGUGCCACCUAUUUGCAGUGUAUAAAUUAGUAUAUCUGCCGAAUUGAUAAAUUUGAUCGGUGAUAGCGUUUUUAUAUAAAAUGACCAGCUUCGGAUCCACGUGAGCUUCAGGCUUUCCAAGAAUACGUUCUGGAAGAAUAUAUCGAUCCGAUGCUUGAAAACAAAUCAUUUGGUUCUUCUAUAAUGUUUCGAGGUUCCAGUCUUCUUAGGUUGGCUUACUUUGUAUGUACAUGCAUACGCGUAGUAUACAUAUAUGUAUCGAAUAACAUGAAAGAAUAUAGAGACUUUGUUUCAACCGGAAACAUUUUCGCUAAUGUAAACAAAAAAAAAGGCAAGUUUCCGGCCGAAAGCGUCGUUGAUGAUAACCCAGGUAGCAAGACAAAUGACUGUUGUCUAAUUUUGCAUCGGUAGGUAAGGCGGAAAAAGUUUCAAAGAUUCGAAGCGGAACGAGCACAGAAACGGUUGAGACGAUUGAUCACGAUGGCGUGAAACUUGCCUCCUCGCGAACCCCCCCGAGGGCUUCCGCCCUCGAUUAUGUUCUUUUAGGCGUGCUUUGGCUGGCGAACGUGAAUACUGAUGUGUAAUUAACGACAGUGUACGUAAACCGAUGGUCUCCUAUAUAGGUUCUGUGUAAUUAUACUCCAUUCGAGUGUGUUUGCACGUUACGGUUCACCCGGUCGAACGUUUUUCUCGCACCACACGUAAAUAGAUUCGUGACCUUUCCGUAUGGUCCCGUGGGAAUGGAUCGAACGAGAUUUAGCAACGAUGGACUGAGAAUAAACGUUGGCCAGCCAAAUUUUAGUGAGCCGUACUAGUGGAACACCAUUUUUAUUCGAACGUAGAAAGAGGAAAAUUCCGAGCGACUGUCAACGGACACGCGUUCAAUGUAUUCGGAUCUCUCCGUGUCUAAUCGAUCGUGACGAUGAAUAAGAAUGGUUUUUCGAGGCUGGUAUAUUGCGUUGUCGCCAAAGAAUGCCUCUGCUACGGCGCCUUCUGUUAUUAUUGUAAGAGACGUAGCUUUUGAAUUAUCAGAUUGCUAACUGGGAUAUUUUAGUCACGUAAGCUGGAUAACUUGUAAAAAUGCAAUUUUUGUACUGUUAUAACGUUAAAUAGACGAAGGUACACUGACGUUGUAGCGUGAAAGAACAUUUUUCAAUAAAAAAUUUUUCAUACGCAAAAUA